AUGGCCAAACUAGGCAAGCCCAAGGGCACUCGUAACAAGAAAACGCUUGAGAGGCUCAAUCAAAUGGCGCAGAACAACAGAGACACCACCUCGUCUUCUGAGUCGCAGCAAUCUCGAGGCCAGGACAUUGAGCUUGAGCAAGAUCUUACUGGCUCUGCUAGUACGCCGGCGUCUAUCACGCAAUGGAUGAAUUGGCCAGCUCUCUCCUCUACAUGCACCGGUAUUGAUUCUGAUAUUGACUUGGGUCUCGACAUACCGAGCAUUCCGAGCACAUUCGGCUUGGAUGCAUUCCUCAGCUCCCUUCCAAUAGAUGAAGGCCUUCAAAAGCCUUUGGCAUCGAUUUUCACAGAUUCUGGAAACCCGUCAGGAAAAAGGCCCCUAAUACAGACGCUUGAUCUGUCGUCCAGUGAUGAUGACGAAUCCGGGAAUUCCUGCGAGUGUUUACGGAUAUUGACAGAGCAGCUGUGCAUUUUAAACACCAUGGAACGCAGGCAUGCCUGGAUUUCCCUAGACGCCAUUUUCUCUAAAACAAGCCACAUCCUGGACAUCGCCGCGAGCGUACUUGACUGUCAACAGUGCGGGAUUGACUCCAAGGUGCUCCUCUUGAUAAUGAUACUGUUACAGACAGUGUUUAACUGGGCUAUGUUGGAGCAGCAUCAUUGUGGAGAUAACUCAAAUACCCCAACUGUAGUCUUCGGCAAGUGGAAGAUGUCUGGUGAGGAGAGCGACAUGGUAAAAACAAUGCUGGUCAACAGGGUUUUGGCCAGGAGCAGUUCCAUUACAGACAAGCUGCGUCAACGGGUUACUCAUAUUUCCCACAUGGCAAAUAACAACACCGUUCCAUACCAGUUAAUGGAUGCGGGAACAUUGGAGUUUGCCUUACAACGGCUCGUCUUUUCGGUAAGGGAGGUUGUACAUCGGGUGAAAAGCAAGACCAUACAACCAUAG
Molecule: messenger RNA, 948 nt
Organism: Talaromyces stipitatus ATCC 10500
Lineage: Eukaryota; Fungi; Ascomycota; Eurotiomycetes; Eurotiales; Trichocomaceae
Exons: 3
Coding region: 1-948 (315 amino acids)
Source: RefSeq, a predicted model, not a curated record